Molecule: messenger RNA, 3435 nt
Organism: Dipodomys ordii (Ord's kangaroo rat)
Lineage: Eukaryota; Metazoa; Chordata; Mammalia; Rodentia; Heteromyidae
Gene: Styxl2
Product: dual specificity phosphatase 27 (putative)
Exons: 5
Coding region: 1-3435 (1144 amino acids)
Biological process (GO): protein dephosphorylation; negative regulation of MAPK cascade
Cellular component (GO): cytoplasm
Molecular function (GO): MAP kinase phosphatase activity; protein tyrosine/serine/threonine phosphatase activity
Source: RefSeq, a predicted model, not a curated record
AUGGCGACCGGGAGAGACCUAGAGGAGGAGCAGGUGGUUCCAAGCGAGGAGGAUGAGGCCGAUGUGCGGGCAGUGCAGGCCCGCUAUCUCCGGAGCCCUUCCCCCAGCCAGUUCUCCAUGGUCUCAGAUGCAGAGACAGAAAGCAUUUUCAUGGAGCCCAUUCACCUCUCCUCAGCAGUUGCAGCCAAACAGAUCAUCAAUGAAGAACUCAAACCUCGUGGGCUCAGAACAGACACUGAUUGUCAAGGCAUGCUGGAGUCAGCUGAGCAGCUGCUGGUGGAGGAUCUGUACAACCGUGUCAGGGAGAAGAUGGAUGACACCAGCCUCUACAAUACUCCCUGCGUGCUGGACCUGCAACGGGCCCUGGUGCAGGAUCGCCAAGAGGCUCCCAGGAAUGAAGUUGAUGAGGUGUGGCCCAACGUCUUCAUAGCUGAGAAGAGUGUGGCUGUGAACAAGGGCAGACUGAAGAGGCUGGGUAUCACUCAUAUCCUCAAUGCUGCACACGGCACCGGUGUUUAUACUGGCCCUGAAUUCUACACUGGUCUGGAGAUCCAGUACUUGGGUGUGGAGGUGGAUGAUUUCCCAGAGGUGGACAUCUCCCAGCAUUUCCGGAAGGCUGCCGAGUUCCUUGAUGAGGCUCUGCUGACCUACAGAGGGAAAGUCCUGGUCAGCAGCGAAAUGGGCAUCAGCCGGUCAGCAGUGCUGGUGGUGGCCUAUCUGAUGAUCUUCCACAGCAUGGCUAUCCUGGAGGCUUUGAUGACCGUGCGCAGGAAAAGGGCCAUUUACCCCAAUGACGGCUUCCUGAAGCAGCUGCGGGAACUCAACGACAAGCUGAUGGAAGAGAGGGAAGAGGAGGACGGCAGCGAGGAGGGCCAGGACACCGGGAGCACCCUGGGUGCCAAGGUGCACUCGCUGAUGGUGGAGGAGGAGGAUGACUCCACCAGCAACCUGAGCUGCUCCUCCUUGGGCAAGUCCAGCCAGGCCUCCAAGCCUCUCACCCUCAUUGAUGAAGAGGAGGAGGAGACGUUGUAUGAGGAGUGGAGAAAGAGGCAGGGCCUCCCCACCCACAAGGCCAGAGAGGACAGGCGCUCUACUACCACUGCCCAGGAUGGGGAGGAUUCUGGGGAGGAGGAAGUGGAGAGGAUCAUCCAGGAGUGGCAGAGCCGAAAUGAGAGAUACCAAGCGGAAAGGCACCAGAGGUGGAGUCGGGAGGAGGAAGAGGAGGAGAGCAGGGCAGGCUCCUCCUUGGAGGGCAGAAGGCGCAGACACACCCUGAGCGAGUGCAGCUUCUCUGAGAGCAACAUGCGUAGCCAGGACAUCCAGAUCCUGAAGCAGCAGGGGCAGAAGAGCAGCCAGAGACCAGGUGGCAGGCACCGCUCGGACUCUGUGUCCUCGGAGAGCACGUGGGACAUGUGGAACGAGAGGCUGCUGGAGAUUGAAAAGGAAGCUUCCCGAAGGUAUCACUCCAAGAGCACCAGGGAGGAGGUGGACAGCAGCUCUGAGGCCGGGGACAGGGCACGAGAGGAUGACGAGGACAGCGUGUCCUCUGCCAGCUCCUUUUACAACUUCUGCAGCAGGAACAAGGACAAGCUCACUGCCCUGGAAAGGUGGAAGAUCAAGAGAAUACAGUUCGGAUUUCACAAGAAAGACUCAGAGGCAGGAGAUGGCAGCAGUGAGCUGGGUGCGGAGGAAGCCGGAGGGGAGACCUCGCUCUCAGACGUCAAUCUCACAGCCUACCAGGCCUGGAAGCUAAAGCACCAGAGAAAGGUGGGCAAUGAGAACAAGGAGGAGGUGGUGGAGAUGAGCAAAGGAGAGGACACUGUCUUGGCCAAGAAGAGGCAAAGGAGGCUGGAGCUGCUGGAGAGAAGCAGACAGACGCUGGAAGAGAGCCAGUCCUUGGGGAGCUGGGAGGCAGACAGCUCAGCUGCCAGCCGCAGCAUUCCCCUGUCUGCGUUCUGGUCUGCAACACCCUCAGUCAGUGCUGAUGGGGACACCGCGUCGGUACUCAGUGCCCAGAGCCACCACUCCGGGGCUACAAGCAAUGUAAGGGGAUGCUCAGCCUCCAAUCCUACCACACCACUUCCUAACCUGCCAGUGGGGCCUGGGGACACCAUUUCUAUUGCCAGUAUCCAGAACUGGAUUGCCAAUGUCGUCACUGAAACCCUUGCUCAGAAGCAAAAUGAAAUGCUGCUGCUCUCCCGUUCCCCAUCCGUGGCAAGCAUGAAGGCAGCACCAGCAGCCAGCUGCCUGGGGGAUGACCAGGUCUCCAUGCUGAGUGGACGGAGUGGCUCCUCCCUGGGUGGCUGCCUGCUGCCUCAGAGCCAGGCUAGAUCCACCUCUGACACGCAGUCUGUGCUGUCCUCCAACGGGACACUGAGCUCCAGAGCUGAAGGAAGUGGGAGCAAAGUGAGGGGGACCAGCAAGCCCAUCUAUAGUCUCUUUGCUGACAAUGUGGACCUUAAAGAGCUGGGCCGGAAAGAGAAGGAGAUGCAAAUGGAGUUGAGGGAGAAGAUGUCUGAGUACAAAGUGGAGAAGCUGGCCUCAGACAACAAACGGAGCUCCCUUUUCAAGAAGAAGAAAGUGAAGGAAGAAGAAGGGGAUGUUGUGGAUAAUCAGGAUGAGGACACAGACAGUGCCAUAGGGAGCUUCCAAUACUCCUCCCGAAGUAAUUCCCAAAGGCCUGAAACAGACGCCUCCUCCCUGGCUGUCUCUGAUCACCAUAGCAAUGGCAGCAGAGCUGGCAAAGCCAUGGACAGCAGUAUUAACAAGUGGCUCAGUGGCCUCAGGAUGGAGGAGAAAUCUCCUCCCCAAAGUGAUUGGUCUGGAAGCUCCAGGGGAAAGUACACCAGGUCAUCCCUGCUCCGGGAAACUGAGUCUAAAUCUUCCAGUUACAAAUUCUCCAAAUCCCAGUCAGAAGAACAGGACACCUCCUCCUACCAGGAGGCAAACGGCAACUCUGUCAGGAGUACUUCACGAUUCUCUUCUUGCUCCACCAGGGAAGGCAGAGAGAUGCAUAAGUUCUCCAAGUCCACAUUCAGUGAGACCUCAAGCUCCCGAGAAGACAGCCCAGAGCCCUACUUCUUCCGCAGGACGCCAGAUCCCUCCGAAGGGGACGAAUCCCCAGAGCCACGGCGCCCAAAUUGGGCCAGGCCCAAGGACUGGGAAGAUGUAGAAGAAUCAUCCAAGUCAGACUUCUCCGAAUUUGGAGCCAAGAGGAAGUUCACCCAAAGCUUCAUGAGGUCUGAAGAAGAAGGGGAGAAAGAGAGAACAGAAAAAAGAGAAGAAGGGAGGUUUGCCUCAGGACGCCGGUUCCAGUAUCGGAGAAGCACUGACAGGGAGGAAGAGGAAGAAAUGGAUGAUGAAGCCAUUAUUGCUGCUUGGAGACGCCGGCAAGAAGAGACCAGGACUAAGAUGCAGAGGAGGAGAGAGGAUUGA